AGGGUUUUCACUGACGAGCAGCGGCAUUUCUCCCACCGUCAGCGAGCUUGAAAUCCUGCCUCCCACCGCCCAAAACAGGGAAGGAAGCAGCACAAGGAAUUCGAAAUGGCGAGGAUUAAGGUGCACGAGCUGAGGCAGAAGAACAAGGUGGAUCUGCAGGCGCAGCUUAAUGAUUUGAAGGCGGAGCUUGCGUUGCUGCGCGUGGCCAAAGUGACCGGCGGCGCUCCGAACAAGCUGUCGAAAAUCAAGGUUGUCAGGCUCUCCAUUGCCCAGGUGCUGACCGUGAUUUCUCAGAAGCAAAAAGCUGCCCUGAGGGAAGUGUACAAGAACAAGAAGUUCUUGCCACUUGAUCUCCGCCCUAAAAAGACACGCGCCAUCCGUCGCCGCCUCACCAAGCACCAGUCAUCUUUGAAGACACUAAAAGAGAAGAAGAAAGAUAUGUAUUUCCCCAUGAGGAAGUAUGCCAUUAAGGUGUAAGUGAGCUUGUGCUUCGGCUUGGAGGUAUUAUUUUUGUACUCAGUUUUCUGAUCUCAAACACAUUUUUCGAUGCUUUGUCCCGAUCAAAUUUUAAACUUGCAGUUAAUUUAGUUUCUGUUGUCUUAGACAUGAAAUUGAGUUUCGUUUUCCCUUUUUUACUUACUGAUUUGCAUUUCUUAGUAUUAUA
Messenger RNA from Erythranthe guttata (spotted monkey flower), 664 nucleotides. The record is from RefSeq and is a predicted model, not a curated record. NCBI's taxonomy places the organism in Eukaryota, Viridiplantae, Streptophyta, Magnoliopsida, Lamiales, Phrymaceae.